Messenger RNA from Ruditapes philippinarum (Manila clam), 2657 nucleotides. RefSeq lists its product as uncharacterized. Gene Ontology annotation, molecular function: peptide receptor activity; guanylate cyclase activity. NCBI's taxonomy places the organism in Eukaryota, Metazoa, Mollusca, Bivalvia, Venerida, Veneridae. The transcript is spliced from 12 exons. Gene Ontology annotation, biological process: receptor guanylyl cyclase signaling pathway; cGMP biosynthetic process; intracellular signal transduction. The record is from RefSeq and is a predicted model, not a curated record. The coding region runs from base 87 to 2069 and encodes 660 amino acids.
UCCGAUCAUAUUUUAGGACGGAGAAUUUAAAGAAAGGUGCGGCACCUGUAAACAACGAUGAUAUUAUUGACCUUAUUCAGACCAACAUGUUUGCAGAGAUUGGAUGUGGUCCAUUAUGUCGUGUGAACCCGUUGACAGACCGCGGGAAAAGGUUCCAGUUGUUUAAGAUACUAUGUUUGACAGUGAUACCUAUCCUCGGUGUAUGGGGCUUUACGAUGUACUCACUUUCAGACAGUGUGGAAAGCAAAACCGACAUUGAAGUUGCAAAAAACUCGAUGUCUAUAGUGGUAGUCCUUGGACGCUUAAUCCAUCGUCUGCAGAUGGAACGAGAUAUGAGCGUUCUGUAUUUAAGCGAUCUUGGACCUGGAACCAAAACGUUUCUUCUCGCAGAAUAUAUGGCUACUGAUGACGCGCUAGAGAAGCUGACAAUCUGGCCUGGUGCCUUACAGAGAAAUCCCCGGGAGCAGUUCAGAAGCAAAGUUAAUCUCAUGUCCUAUAUAGCACAACACAGAACAUCCCUGAAUCCGAAGAAAGUAGAUCUUUAUGAAGAAAUCAACUUUUACAGUGACAUCACGCGGGAGUUUCUGGAAUGGCUAGUAGAGAAUAUUAAAGGUUCCGGGUUCGGUGCUACUUGGAAGACGCUGGUCGCUUACCAGAAGAUAACUCGUUGUAAAGAAGAUAUCGGUGUGGAGAGAGCAUACGGUGCCAUGUUUUACACGAUUGGAAUGUUCCCUCGCUGGAUAGACUUUGAAUUUUACAACGACCAGGUUCACGACUUUAAAUACAACUACAAAACCGCUGUUUUCUACUCCGAUAUAGUUGUCCCAUUGCUUAUGGAAGAAGUUAAGGAAAUCAAAUCAACGGGCAUCAACAUAACAGUAACAGUAAACGCCUACCGGUAUGAAAUACAGUACCAUGACCUGAAUGUGUCUUACAAGUCGGAGGAGAAGACGAAAUGGUUCUUUGACAACAUGACGGAAUAUCUCGACUCAUUACUGAUGAUUCAAGAAAAAGUUGCCAGCAGAAUUACAGAGGAAGUUGAAGAAGUCCUCAAACAGGUUAUCACAAAAGUUGUGAUUUACGCAUCAAUGGUCGUUGUAGUAAUUGCUAUGUGUCCAGUCAUCAUGUUCUCAUCUGAAGCUCUUGCCAGCGACAUCCAAAGAUAUACACAGACUCUUGUUGCCAAAACAAAGGAACUGAAUUUAGAAAAACACAAAACAGACACACUCCUGUAUCAGAUGGUACCUAAGUCAAUUGCAGAACGACUGAAAAAUAGUUCAGCGGUAGAAUCCGAAUUCUUCCGAUCAGUCACGAUUUUCUUCUCGGGUAUUUCCGGCUUCAAUCAAGUAUGCGCCGAAUGCUCUCCCAUAGAUUUGGUAAAGAUUUUGAACAGUCUGUAUACUGCUAUGGACGAACAAAUUGGCAAUUAUGACGUGUACAAGGUGGAAACUAUCAACGAUUGUUACAUGGUGGCAUCAGGUUUACCAAACAGAAAUGGAGAAAAGCAUGUAUCAGAGAUUGCCUCUAUGGCAAUUGAUGUGCUCCACAUGUCUCGAAACAAACAAUUCCCCUCCGAACAUACACCUAUACAACUUCAGAUUGGAAUAAAUACUGGUUCAGUUUCUGCUGGUAUUGUAGGCACAGUUAUGUUACGGUACUGUUUGUUUGGUGAUACAGUCAACAUUGCUUCUAGAAUGAAUUCUUAUGGCCUACCCAACCGCAUCCAUAUAAGUGACAAUACUUACUUAUGCUUGAAGAAAACUGGCAAGUAUAAGAUGAAGCUACGUGGAAAUAUGGACAUAAAAGGUAAAGGUCGAAUGGACACCUACUGGUUGAUAGACCGGAUGUACGGCGGAACGGGCGGACCGAAUGACGAGGAUUAUUCUAAAGAUCGUCUGGUUAAUGAAGACGCUUACAAUGUCACUAGACCAACAGAACAAAAUCUUGGUGAGCAUGAAGUUCCGAUUCGUGUGUCAGCCACGAGCUAUUACCCGCCACUGAUGAAGGGGAUGGCAACGUUGGCAGACGACAAGAAGAAAAAUCGAAAAAACGUAGCAGCGAAGAUUUAAAUCACAGACGACAAAGCUUUGAAGACUGGUGCUAAAUGGGAUUUUUAAGAUCAUAGGGACACACGUCAAUUAUUUAUAGAAUUUUCCCUACGUUUGAUUUCGAACUUUCUUUUUUUUAAGUAAGGUGAUAUAGAUUAAGCUUAAUUAAGUAUUAAGAACACAGGAUUCUAUCAAGCUGCAUGGUAGAUAUGCAGGUUGAUUUUGCUCAAUACAAAUACCCAUAGGAAUGGUCCCAGAAUUAAGCGUUAAAUGCAAAAUCUUGAUUAAAUAAACACCAUGCGAUAACAGGGACACAUUGAUUCUGAUAUGAUUUUCGUUUUCUGAAUUGUCAAUUUAAUAGUGGUUUUCAACAAAACAGUACGAAAUUUAUUGCAGUAAACUGUUGGAAUAAUGUUUAAAAACUGCCGGCAUUUUCGUUUCAAUGAAGCACAUGACGCAACUUUUCAAUGUAUGAAAAAGCAAUUGCAAGUUUUCGGCAACUUUCCGUCUUUCCUUCAAUCUUCGUAUGAGGCCCCGAAAAUACACGGAAUAAACACAGUCUUUCUAUACAUAAUUGGAGCUGCGUCACGACAAAACCAACAUAGUGCG